CCGACGGUAUCCGAAACGGUUAUAGGCGAUUAGUCCCUCUGGACAUCUCCAGUUAGCGCUCAGGAAAAAUUUCUAUCCUGCUAGCAAGCGCUGGAGUAUCACCUCCAGCUGGUGCUGAGGAACAAGUAUUCUCAAGCUGCAGUCUGUGUGGAGUGAUCAGGAUGGGGCACCGCAUUCGCUGUUUUUUUGAUGUUGAAAUAGAUGGGAUUCCUUCUGGUCGUGUUAUCUUCGAGCUUUUCAAUGAAGUUUGUCCAAAAACGUGUGAAAAUUUUAGAGCCCUCUGUACUGGAGAGAUGGGUGAGGGCAAGACGACUUGUAAACCUUUGCAUUAUCGAGGAGUGAAGUUUCACCGUGUGAUUAAAGAUUUCAUGAUCCAAGCUGGUGAUUUCUCUGCCGGUAAUGGUACCGGUGGUGAAUCAAUCUAUGGAGGACAAUUUGAAGAUGAAAACUUUGACAUGGACCACAGUGAUCCUUUUCUGCUCUCCAUGGCCAAUCGUGGCAAAGAUACAAAUGGCUCCCAGUUCUUUAUAACAACUCAACCGUCGACGCAUCUUGAUGGGAAGCACGUGGUGUUUGGCCGAGUGGUGAGCGGACAGGAGGUCGUUGUGGCGAUAGAAAAUCUUCCCGUUGACAACCGCAGCCGUCCUCUUCAGCCUGCUGUAAUUGCCAACUGUGGAGAAUUGGUUCUUCAGCGAUCCAUUAAACUUAAAGAAAAGAAGCAUAAAAAGAAGAAAGAAAAUAUAUCAUCUGAUUCUGACUGUGAUAGUGAAAAGAAGAAAAAGAAGAAAAAGAAAAAGAAAGAGAGGAAGCAAAAGCACAAGAAAACUGAAAGCUCUGGUGAGGAUGGUGAAGUGAAGGAUGAUAUCUCUGAAUGUGAUGACCAGGCCAAGUACUACAGCCACCCAUUAGUUUCUGUGUCAGUUAUUAAUCCUGAUGAAAUCCCGGAUGUUCCGAAAAAUAGAUUUUUAUAUCGUGCGGGACCAGAAAAAGAUGGCGACAAUGAAGGACGUCAGGAAAGAGGGAGGGAAAGGUCCCGUGCAACUGUGCGAGCCUAUACCAAGAGUGGUCGUAAAGUUAAGGGAAGGGGAUCCUUGAGAUACCAUACUCCAUCACCAUCCAGGAGUCGUUCUCGCAGCAGGACACCGCCACAUUGGCGACAAGCCCAAAGACGUACUAUCUCCUAUGAUCAGUUGCAGAAAUGGAAUGAGGAAAAGGUGAGAAGAGAGCAAGAGAGACUCCUAAGGCAGGAAGAGCGGGAGCAAGAGAUUGAGGAAAGACGGCAAAGACGAGAACAGCGUCAUCGUGAAAUGGAAGAAUGUGAAGGGAAAGAGAUUGAAAAUAUCAAGCGAGGGGAUCCACUCCAACGAGAACAAGCGAUGAAGGGUGACUGGCGAGAUUCCAGAGAAAAAGUAAAGAGAGAUUUUAGAGAUGGGAGAAAUCAGCAAGUUUGGAGAAAUGGAAAGAAUAGGCAACGUGGAGAACAAGACUGGCGUGAAGAUCGAGAAAGAACUCGAACUGAAGAAGACUGGAGAGAAGGAAGAAACAAAGAACAGUGGAAUGACAGAGAAGAAAUUGGCCACCAAGAUCUCAGGGAAAAGUUACGUAACCAACGUAAAAAAAUGGAAUCAUGUAUAAAUGACAAAUUGCAGAGAAAUGAGCAAGAUUCUGAUGGUGGCCAGAAAAACAAAAAAGAGAAGGACUUUAAAAAAGAAAAACAAAACGAGUUAAAGGAAAAACAUGAUCUGAAGAGAGAAAAGCAAGAUGUAUUUGAUGAGACUGCUUUAGAUUAUGAGGCCAUGGAUAAUGAGGAGGAAGAUGAGGAGGAAGCGGAUGCUAUUGAUAAAAAAAAUGUAAAUGGAAGAAUAAAUGAAGAUGAACACACUGGUCGUAACCCUUCCCCCAAAUUGGAAGAAAAUGGUCAGUUAUUGGAAGAGGUGGUGUCAGAAGAGAAGGACAGAAAAGAAAAAGGACAGGAUCAGAAGAAAGGAAAUAGAGAACAAAGUGGAAUCAGUCAGUCUCAUGAGCAUAAAGACAGAGAGUACUCAAAAUCCCAUGAAAAACAUAAGGAUAUGUCAAGAAAUAGAAGUGGUAGAUCUCGAGAUAGAGAGGGUAGAUCCAGAGAUAAACAUAAUAAGUCCCGAGACAGGAGAAACAGAUCUAAAAAUAGAAAAGAUCGCUCAAGAGAUAGAAAUAGUCGAAGAAAAAGAUCUCGAGACAGGAGGGACAGGUCGCGGGAUCGAAAGUCUCGUAGUAGGGACAAGGCUCGAGAGAGGAAGCAUCAUUCAGAAACGACCAGUAGUAACAGUGAUUAAGUAAAUGUUAGUUUGUGUAUUUUGUAGAUUUAGACAAUUAUUACUCGACCCUUAACAGUUCAUAAUAUUUUUUUUUACAAAGCUUUUGAUGUAAUUGCUUUGGCAGGAAGAAAAUUUUGCUUAAUUUUUAUUUUACAAUGCUAUCUUUUAAUCUAAUUUUAAAGUUACUGUACUGUAAUGUACUUUAAUAUCUGAAAACAUCAUUCAUGGAAUGUUUCUUGUUCACUUUUUCCUUUGUUAAUUAACCCUUUGGCUGGGACAUUAUUUUUCAGCAUUUUUCUCCAAUAGGGUCAAAAAAGCUGCCAAAGAAAUAAUUGUUUGUAUUUUUUUUAAUUCCCUCCUGCAUUUUCUGGAGAGAGCUUCCUGGUGGCUUCCUGAAGCCUUCUUGCUGAGAUUGCUCCAUACUAAAGGGUUCAGCAGUCAUAGAAGUUCUGUUCGGCCUACCUGGGACCAGAGCAAGAACCUGGUCCCCUCACAGAGGCACAGGGAGCAGCUGACAAUCCACCACCCUCAUCUGGAUAAAGCCUCCUGAAAGUCAGUGAAGCCUUACAGACAACUACAUGCUUCAAAACCCCC
Procambarus clarkii (red swamp crayfish) is the source of this 2888-nucleotide messenger RNA. RefSeq names its product nuclear cyclophilin protein Moca-cyp (gene Moca-cyp). Gene Ontology annotation, cellular component: intracellular membrane-bounded organelle. The record is from RefSeq and is a predicted model, not a curated record. Gene Ontology annotation, biological process: protein folding; protein peptidyl-prolyl isomerization. Lineage: Eukaryota; Metazoa; Arthropoda; Malacostraca; Decapoda; Cambaridae. Gene Ontology annotation, molecular function: peptidyl-prolyl cis-trans isomerase activity.